This is a messenger RNA of Bipolaris maydis ATCC 48331, 3567 nucleotides long. NCBI's taxonomy places the organism in Eukaryota, Fungi, Ascomycota, Dothideomycetes, Pleosporales, Pleosporaceae. The record is from RefSeq and is a predicted model, not a curated record.
AUGCAGCCAGGUGCGCAACCUGGCAGACAGCAUGGGCCGGCAGUUUUCGAAGGGUUCAUCCCAGCGAACCCUGAACAAGAGGAUGAAGAUGAGUAUGCCGAAGCUAGUGAAUUUCAUUCCUCGAUUUAUGACCGCGAGUUUGAGAGCUCAGAAGAGGAGGAGGAGGACGAAGACGACGAAGACGACGAGUAUGAACGUAUGCUCGAAGAAGAGGAAGAGCGAGAACGGCUACUGCAAACUCAGAAAGACGACUCUGAAGUCGAUGCGGAUUAUUCGUCCGAAGAUGCACAGCAAGAUGAGGGCGAUCCUGAUGAGAUGGAGCUGGGUGUUGCGUUUGAGGACAUGGAAGGACGUGUCAGGUCUACACGGGGGAGAAAACGAGGGAAACCUGGAAGAGAGAAAGGUCCCCGAGGUCCCCGCGCUGUAGCCGACCCGGGUGCAGAAUGGAAAGCCUUGCAGCAACAGGCCAACGCCAAAUUCAUCGAAAAGGACUAUGAGACAGCUCUUUGGUUUGCUCAGCAGGCUAUCCAACUCAACCCGGAAAUUUUCGAUGCCUACAACAUCGCUUCUGAAAUUUACACUGAAAUGGGUCGUGAAGAAGAUUCCAUAGCUGUACUGUUAGCUGGAGCGCCAACAAAGCGUGACCCUGGUCUUUGGCAGUUCAUCAUCGAGCGUAUCCAACAGUUAGACCCGGAGCAACACCCACGUUUCACUGAUGAGAACAAGUCGGCUGCUAUACUUCCAUGCUUGAAUGAGAUCAUCCUGCUCAAUAACGACUAUGAGGCUCGCAGCCACAAACUUGAAAUCGAGGCGCAACUAGGGCGUUCUUCAAAGUGCGUGAUGCUGGGCCUCAAGAUGCUCAAGACACGUAAAGAGCAGGGAGAAGAUCCGGACACGAGUGUGCUGAAGAUCAUGGCAAUGAUGGGCACUGCAUCACCAAGGCAGACCAAGAUACAUCUCCACAAGCUUAUCGACAGCUUUGAGGAGGCUAUUGAUGUGUUCACACAACCUGACCGGGACCCAGUCGCGAACGACCUUGACUGGGAAUUGAUCAAUAUCUAUCUUGAUCUGUUAGACAGAGCAGGCAGUUACGCCAAGGGAGUUGCAAAGCUGAAAUCACUUUCGCGAUGGAAGCAAGGCAGACAUGCAGAGACGUUUUGGGAUGAAAUUGACGACGACCGCGAGUUUGAUAUUGAAGAUGAGCCAAGACGUGUCGCUGUUCCACAGUUUGUGCGGAAGUCCCAAGAUGCCAAGUAUGGCUCAACUCUUCCACUAGAGAUCAGGGUCAAACUUGGGUUGUUUCGGCUGCGUAGAAGUAAAGAUGACUUCAAGGAAGCCAUGCACCAUCUGGAAAUGUUGGAGCCAGACGAUCAAGGUCCAGAUGCUCUUAUGUGGGACUAUGAAGAUCUGUUCCGAAUUAUCGGCGAUGCCCUACAUGCUACUGGUCAUGACAAGGAUGCGCUGCGUUUCUAUGAGCCAUUGUUCAACAAUGAUUCCAGAGAGUUCAAUCUCAUGAGCUACAUUGGCUUGCACACUUGCUUCAAGAAUGAAGGGCAGACUGAAAAUGCGGCACAAGUUGUUCCUAUUUUAAAGAAAUGGCCAGCGAAAAGUUACGAUGACCUCGCUAUUCUUGCAAAGUUCUUUGAAGACCAGGGCAUGUGGCAAGAAGCUGGACAGCGUGCAGAGACCAUUUACCGUGAUAAGUAUGGUCACAAACUGAAGGCUCUGGGCUUUCAGGCCUACGAUGAGCUCAGAGUAUACUACUACAACCAACGUAGACAGGCUAGGGGUAGGUAUGCUGUUCGAAAAAGCACUGUACGGAGGAACAGAAAGAAGAUGCAAAAGGCGACUGGGCAGAAUGGCGACGAGGAUGAUUCAACGAAUGAAACAGGAAACAAGGAGCUUCCAGGAAUUAUUGCCCCUACUGAACGACCCAAGAAAGGUCUGUUCCGAACAAAGAGGACCAAGGCGCCAAAGAUUCAGGUAUUCCUUGAUGUGCGCGAAGAAGACGCCGAACCACCGCCCGACGUCGAACCCAGACCGGCUACGAUUGAGGGCACUGGCGUGCCAUAUCGGGCAAUUGCAAACAGACUGUUCCGCGGCAAACUUCAAAAGCUCGCCGCAGACUUUGCUGACGAUCUGAAGGCUGCGAGAGCUCAACAUCGAGAAAUCGUCUCCAGUUUCAAACGCCUGGAUGAGAUAUGGGAGUCCGCAGAAGAUGGAGACAAAAAAGCUAUCAAAGAAGUCUUAUCCAUUACCCGAGAGCUGAUUGAAGAAUUUUCGACAUUUGACUUGUUUUAUUCAAACAAAAAAGAGGACCUCAUGACCUACUUCCGACGCGUAACAGCCGGAGACCUCUGGAAAGAAUCCGCACUGAUGGUGCUUGCUGUGGUAGCGAACAAUGUCGAGGACGGCGACACAAACCCUGAACUCCAAGAACGACCUAGCACACCCCCGACUGAUUUCUGGGGUGUACAUUUCGACAAAUGGUGUGAUGCGUUUGGCCGUUAUGCCAUUUUGCUUGCCGGCGAGGGUGAUGAAGAGCAAUGUUUCGCUACACUCGAUAUUGCCCUCCAGGCCAACAUCUUUCACCGCUCUCAGAUCUACCAUCGGCAACUUCAAAUAUGUCGACUCACCUGUGCCCUUGCCGCCGACAACUCACCGCAAGCCUCUAUUGCAGCGCGUUGGCUUCUUAAAGAAUAUCCGUUUGGUACCGACCUCUUCCGUUUAUACAGCGCUGUCAAUCGUCUAUGCUCUUUCCCCGAAGGCUUUGCAACUGGUCCCGCAUACAAAGUACUCAUGCGCUACAUAAAGACGGUUGACUACGCACUCCUUACCCCGCAACAGCGUAUAGAUUUUAACUUCAGCACCAAAGCCACCAAAGGCGGUUUCAGAAAUAACGUCAAUAUCGAGGACGUGGACAAAGUCAAGGGCCACGACCCCGCACUCUUUGCAUUAUACGCACACGUUUUAAUGUGCGGUGGAAGCUACAUGGCAGCGCUAAACUACUACUUCCGUGCAUUCGCUCUUACGCCUGAAGAUCCAGUAAUCAAUAUAGGCAUAGGCGUAGCAUACAUCCAACACGCUAUGAAACGCCUUUCAGAAAACAGGCAGUACCAGAUCCAGCAAGGCUUGUCCUUCAUCUACAGAUAUUACGAUCUCCGCAUCAAAAGCCCACACGCCAUUCAUCGCCAGGAAGCAGAGUUCAACGUCGGCCGCAUGUGGCAUAGUUUGGGUCUUGUUGCGCUGGCGCUCCCUGCGUAUGAAAGAUGUGUUGCGCUUAGCGAGCAGGUGAAGAAGGAAGCACAGGACCAAUGCAUAGAUGGGAAUUGGGGGUGUGAAGAUUUCAGCACCGACGCUGCAUUUGCGAUGCAGAGUAUCUAUGCCAUCAGUGGAAAUUUUGAGGGCGCGUUGGAGGUUACGAUGAAGUCGCUAGUCAUUGAGUAGAUUAAGAACCAUGGCUUGCAUGGUGUGGGUAUCCUGAACUAGCAACGGUGAUUGUCCUUCUCUUUGGAAAAUCUCAUGUACGCCGCUGUACAAUCGAAAAUUCAAGUUCCAUUACUGUUU